AGAGUUUCGCGGGAUCUGAGUCCUAGAAAAAUUUAUUUUAAACUAAUAAAUAAUGCCACCGAAGAAAAGGGACAAAGAUGCCGAAAGUGCUAAAACACCAAAAAUGGACCAUAUACAAGCGGAUCAUGAAUUAUUUUUACAAGCAUUUGAAAAGCCAACACAAAUAUAUCGAUUUUUACGGACACGAAAUAUGUUAUCGCCAAUAUUUUUAAAUCGUAAUCUUAGUUAUAUGAAACAUCGAAUGUCACGUACAAAUGCGGCUCGUAAAACAUUUCGAAUAGAUGGUUUAUUAGAAAAAAUCACUGCUCAAAAAAUAAAUAAGCCAAUACCGAAUGGCGGUCAAAUGGAAUUAAUAUUUAUAGGAUUUUAUGAUAAAACAAUCGAUAACUCUGUACAAUAUGCUCAAGUAGAAACAUUGUUAUUGAAAAUAUGUCAUAAAAAACGAAAAGAUAGUGCAUCCCCAUUAAUGCAAAUAUCAUUAGGUACAAAUGAAAUAGAUGUAAAUCCAUCAGAAGAAAUAAUUGUCCCAGCAAAACAGACAGCAAACGUGUGCAUUCCAAACGAAUCGUUCAGUUUAUCAAAUGGUCAUCUUGUUAAAUCGUAUAUGCUGUUAUUACGUGUACAUUGUUUCACUACAACAUCACAAAGUAUCUUAGAUCCAGACGGACAACCAGCUCAAAAACGUAGAAAAUCAACAUCAACCAAAAUAUACGGCGCCGAACUUGUUAUUUACGAUAAACAAAAUCGAUGUUUAUUAACUGACGGAGAUUAUGAGAUUGCUCUUCAAGAAGUUACCACACCUGCACCAAAAGUAUCUCCUAAAAAGUAUUCAAGUUGGGAAACGUUAUCUACUGAUAUGGACGAUAGUUGUGGUUCGUUUGAAUCGUUUAAAAAAGGUCCUUCGUUAAAAUUACGAUUACGGUGGUCACGACCUCAACCUGUUGCUGUGAAAGUUGAGAAAGUCAGUUCAAAUAACAAUGAAACCAGACCUCAAAUUGUUUAUCAAUUUUUAUAUAAUAACAAUAGUCGACAACAAACUGAAGCUUGUGAAGAUUUACAUUGCCCCUGGUGUAGUCUUGAUUGUGGAUCGUUAUAUCCGUUAUUAAAACAUUUACGUCUAUGCCAUGCACGAUUUUCGUUUACAUAUGUUCCAUUACAAAAUGGUGGCGCUAGAAUCGAUGUGGCGAUUAAUGAAUUAUAUGAUAGUUCGUAUGCGGGUACACCUCAUUCUUUAGCUGGUCCACGACUUCCGAGUGCUGGUCCCACUCGCCGUGCUCCAGUUACACGAUUAUUAGUUAACAGAUCACGUAAAUGUCAAAAUAAUGUAAAUAGUUUAACUGAAUUUUUACAACAAAGAGAAGAAUGUGAAAGAGAUGCUAGGCGCCCAUAUUUAGCUGGACAUGCACGAUUAUACCAUCACACUGGAACGUGUUUACCAGUAUGGCCACAAGAAUUAGAUUGUGAUUCAGAGGGUGAACAUGAUCCAGAUUGGUUGCGAACUAAAACAACAAUGAUGAUCGAUGAUUUCACCGAUGUUAACGAAGGUGAAAAAGAAUUAAUGAAAUUAUGGAACUUACAUGUCAUGAAAUUCGGUUUUGUUGGUGAUUGUCAAAUACCAUUAGCUUGCAUCGAAUUUGUUAAACAUCGUGGUAAAGAAAUUUUAAUGCGUAAUUUAUAUAAAAAUUUUGUACUACAUAUGUGUAGCUUAUUUGAUUUUGGAUUAAUUAGUCCAGUGACAUUAUAUGGUGUUGUACGUAAAUUACAAGCAUUGGAAGGCGCGCCCGAGGGAGCUGAAUUAGCACGAAUCAAUACAGCUGUGGAACAACAAGUGGCAUUAGCUGCAGUACAUAGAAAUGGACAUACAGGUGGUCAUAGGAGAAAAUUAAAUUUAACAAAUGGCCAAAAAGUGAUCUAA
Molecule: messenger RNA, 1915 nt
Organism: Chrysoperla carnea
Lineage: Eukaryota; Metazoa; Arthropoda; Insecta; Neuroptera; Chrysopidae
Gene: Su(z)12
Product: polycomb protein SUZ12
Exons: 3
Coding region: 53-1915 (620 amino acids)
Cellular component (GO): ESC/E(Z) complex; nucleus
Molecular function (GO): chromatin DNA binding
Source: RefSeq, a predicted model, not a curated record